Aspergillus ruber CBS 135680 is the source of this 1000-nucleotide messenger RNA. RefSeq names its product GNAT family N-acetyltransferase. The coding region runs from base 32 to 676 and encodes 214 amino acids. Gene Ontology annotation, molecular function: acyltransferase activity, transferring groups other than amino-acyl groups. NCBI's taxonomy places the organism in Eukaryota, Fungi, Ascomycota, Eurotiomycetes, Eurotiales, Aspergillaceae. The transcript has 2 exons. The record is from RefSeq and is a predicted model, not a curated record.
CAAACACUCCAAUCCUCAAAAAAAAUAGAGGAUGCCCCUCAAGAUUCACCCCGCCACACCCCGCGACUCCCCCGCUCUAACAACCCUCUUCCUUGCCGCCUUCUCCGACCCCUUCAACCACGCUUUAUUCCCGCGCACGCCCGACGUGCGCGUGUGGUGGGAGGAAAAGUUUGCGAGGGAAGCAACUGCGCCGGGACAGGCUUUGUUGAAGGUUGUUGAUACACCUGAUAAUGCAUCUGGUAGUUCGGGAGGCAAUGAAAGUGAAGGGGAGAUAGCAGCGUUUGCGAUUUGGAAGUUUCCGGCAUAUCAAUCACAAGAAAAUCAGAAAGAGAGGGGUAAAACAGGAGAGAAAGAGGAAGGCCAAUGGCCCCAAAGUAGUGACCCAGCUCUCUGCGAGCGAUUCUUUGGCGGUAUGGCUGCGAAACGAGAGGAAUAUAUAGGCUCGAAGUCGCAUUACUACCUCGACAUGCUCGGCACACACCCCUCCCACAACGGGAAAGGAAUCGCCUCAAUGCUCCUAAAAUGGGGUCUUGAUCGUGCAGAUAGUGACAGAGUACCCGUAUUUCUGUCUGCGUCUCCGGCGGGCAAGCCUAUGUAUGAGAGGAGGGGUUUUCGGGUUGUGCAGGAGGAGGAGGUUGCCGGGGGGUAUGUGCAGGCGUAUAUGGUUAAGGAUUAACACGCAAAGUACGACUGAUUCAUAUAGUAUAGAGGAACUGUAUAGACGAGUGUAUUCAAAAGUUACCCAUAGCAGACGAACUCCAUAGGAAAAGAAUCAAGUAUUAACCAAGACAAAAUGCAAGUCAUAAGUCGUAACAUAACUAUAAAUAAGGGUAGAGUCUCGAUUAUGCCUUUCCUCCCAGCCGCUCUAAUCGCUCUCUGAGCGUGUCCACCUCGCCGUCAGACCGUUUCUCCUUGAGCGAUAUAGAGCGAUACUCGCCAUCGCCGCCAGGUGCACCAACAGUCACCCAGACAAACUUGCCGCCGCUUCCGCCUUGAGGAC